Messenger RNA from Radiomyces spectabilis, 628 nucleotides. RefSeq lists its product as uncharacterized. Lineage: Eukaryota; Fungi; Mucoromycota; Mucoromycetes; Mucorales; Radiomycetaceae. The transcript has a single exon. The record is from RefSeq and is a predicted model, not a curated record. Bases 7 to 459 code for a protein of 150 amino acids.
UCUUUUAUGCAACCAUUUCAACUUUCCAUGACUGAUUAUUAUAUUGCGCGCACUGUUGCCGUCGCUUCCACUGGUAUUUUGACUGGCUUUGGUUGGACGCUUAACACGGUAACCGUUCCGGCUAUUCAAGCUACAUCGGAUCCCGUACCAGCAUUCGUCCGUACCUACAAAAAUGCAAGCAAAUUUGCGGUCAGUCAUAUUAUCAUAGCAGCUGUUUCCAAUGGUUUGUGUUAUUACCAGAAUCGCCAAAGUCGUUACUUUUACGGUAUGAUCUUCUCCGCCGCACUCGUUCCAUUCACUAUACUGUUCAUCAAGCCGAUCAAUGAUCAACUAUUUGCGCUGGAAGGCAAAGAAAACUACGAUAGGAAGAAAGCUUACCAACUUGUCCAGCGCUGGAACAAGCUACAAUGGUUUAGAACUUUAUCCAGCACCGUUGCCUUUGUAUUCACACAUAUGUAACUGCGACGUUGUUUGGGAAGUACGCGCAUUCGAAGAGCGUUUUAAAAACCCGUCAACUACUCAUGUUUUCACCGUGUAUGCUGUUAUGGUUCAAUAUGCUAUGCAGCUAAUUUCAAGUACACCUUCUGAUAUAUGCAAAUAAAACGUAGUAUCAUCAAUCCAUGACAAA